Messenger RNA from Musa acuminata subsp. malaccensis (wild Malaysian banana), 1063 nucleotides. Its product is annotated as ethylene-responsive transcription factor ERF039-like. NCBI's taxonomy places the organism in Eukaryota, Viridiplantae, Streptophyta, Magnoliopsida, Zingiberales, Musaceae. The record is from RefSeq and is a predicted model, not a curated record. Gene Ontology annotation, molecular function: DNA-binding transcription factor activity; DNA binding. Gene Ontology annotation, biological process: regulation of DNA-templated transcription.
AGCAAAGGGUGGCAGUAAAACGCGGUUCCCAAGGAAGGACAACAUCAAUGUCAUCGAGUGAUGGCACAACUGCAGUGGUACUGCGCACCUUUUGCAUGGGUCCUUCCUGCCAUUUUUCAUCUUCUUGUGAUGUACUGCGGCUCUCAUUAUAUGCAUAAAUGCCCGUCGCGUUAAGGUCUGUGCAGCACCUCAUCACUUGCGCCUCCUCACUCGCACUCCAACAUGAAAGACCCACUCAUCGUGCAGAAACGUGGAGCUAAUACCUUCUCGUCCCCCUCCUCCCCUUCCUCCUCCAGUAUCACCACCAAUGCGUCGACCGAGGUGGCCCGCAACUCGGAGGUGAUCUCGAGUAAAGCCGCCAAGAGAAAAGCUCAGGCGGCCGGUGACAAGGGCGCUAAGAAGCGCAGCAGUGACGGGAAGCAGCCUUCUUACCGCGGCGUUCGAAUGCGUAACUGGGGCAAAUGGGUGUCGGAGAUCCGGGAACCCAAGAAGAAGUCGAGGAUCUGGCUCGGGACAUUCCCGACCGCCGAGAUGGCCGCCCGAGCGCAUGACGUGGCCGCGCUAACGAUCAAGGGGCCAUCCGCACACCUCAACUUCCCCGAAUUGGCUUCCAAGCUACCGCGGCCGGCCACAGCAGCACCCAAGGACGUCCAGGCGGCCGCGGCGCUGGCUGCCGCGGCCACGUUGGGUGGUCACAGCCCGGGGCUCUGCGGGAGCCCGGAAUCAGCCCCGAGCCAGAACGAGCCAUCACCGAUACCCCACUCUCCCGCUCCCACGUCGCCGCGCAGCGAUGACGACGGUGCUCUCUUCGACCUACCUGAUCUCUUGCUUGACCUAAGAGAAGGCUUCGGCCACUCCUCAUCGUGGAACGCUUCCUCGGCGGAGGCCGGCAUCGAGUUCAGGGUGGAGGAGCCAUUCUUAUGGGAAUACUACUAAAGCUCAUAGCCUCCUCUCAUGGUUUUUCUCUACCUACUUGGGGCAUAUCAAUUAGCGACAGGCAUAUCAAACUCUUCGGUAUACUUCACUAAGAUGUAUAUAUAUAUAUAUAUAUAUCUAUCGAUCU